Sinocyclocheilus anshuiensis is the source of this 468-nucleotide messenger RNA. RefSeq names its product protein C8orf4 homolog. Bases 40 to 468 code for a protein of 142 amino acids. The record is from RefSeq and is a predicted model, not a curated record. Gene Ontology annotation, cellular component: cytosol; nucleus. The transcript has 2 exons. Gene Ontology annotation, biological process: endothelial cell activation involved in immune response; negative regulation of Notch signaling pathway. Gene Ontology annotation, molecular function: Notch binding. Lineage: Eukaryota; Metazoa; Chordata; Actinopteri; Cypriniformes; Cyprinidae.
CCUCAGCGCGUCCUGAGCGCAGCGGAUAAAGUUGGGCGAAUGGGCGUUCGUUCAUUAGCCGUCCGUAUGACAUCGUCUCAAAAGGGAAUUCUCGGACAGUCCCCUAUAAAACCGGCUGUUCUCUCCAAUGCUGUAGUCACUGAGAGCACAGCCGCUGCUAUCAAACACAGGACGUCUCGAAAACGGUCAAUUUCUACCGCCAUGUCUUCAUACGCGUCUUCAUACUCUCGUCGCGUCAAUGCCGCCGUGAGCGGCGUCAAAUUCGGCACGGCGCACCGCAAGAAAGCCUCGCCGAACAUCUUCGAGAACGUCAACCAGGACGCCCUGGUGAAACUCUUCGAGAAAGCCGGAGACCUGAAGGCGGCGGAGAGAGCCAGGAGCAUCCUCGCGCUGCACCAGGAUCCUGAGGGCAUUUCCAGAGCGCUCAUGGCUUCGAAACUACAACCCAACCACAUUAAAGUGUUCUGA